AUGAGAUAUACGAAUUCAAAUUUAUGGGUAUCAGAUACCGAUAUAUCUUCACUAGGUUCACGUCUACGUACUCGUCGACGGUCAUCAUCAGAUCAUAAAAUUCUUGAAGAAUGGCAAAUACUUGCUAAUAAAUUCAAAACUCAUGAGAAUUGGCCAUGGACUAUACGAAAAUUAUUCAUUCGAAGACAUCUACGACGACAACGAUAUGCAUCAGAUUGUGGAUCAGCACCUUAA
Messenger RNA from Adineta steineri, 234 nucleotides. NCBI's taxonomy places the organism in Eukaryota, Metazoa, Rotifera, Eurotatoria, Adinetida, Adinetidae. The record is from the annotation of a GenBank genome assembly.